Molecule: messenger RNA, 537 nt
Organism: Ailuropoda melanoleuca (giant panda)
Lineage: Eukaryota; Metazoa; Chordata; Mammalia; Carnivora; Ursidae
Product: MHC class II regulatory factor RFX1-like
Exons: 3
Coding region: 149-514 (121 amino acids)
Biological process (GO): regulation of transcription by RNA polymerase II
Molecular function (GO): DNA-binding transcription factor activity, RNA polymerase II-specific; RNA polymerase II cis-regulatory region sequence-specific DNA binding
Source: RefSeq, a predicted model, not a curated record
UGUCACUGAUGGACGCACUUGGGAAGCCAGGGCGGGGCCGGACCGGGGUAGCUGGGCUUGCUGGCGCGUGGGGUCCUUGAGGCCCGGAAGGCGGGCGACGGGCGGUACCCGGCCUCAUGGCCUCCUCUCCGCCGCCGCCCACAGCUCCAUGGUGAUCCGGGACCUGACCCUGCGCAGCGCUGCCAGCUUUGGUUCUUUCCACCUCAUCCGGCUGCUCUACGACGAGUACAUGUACUACCUGAUCGAGCACCGCGUGGCCCAGGCCAAGGGCGAGACCCCAAUCGCCGUCAUGGGCGAGUUCGCCAACCUGACCACCUCGCUGAACCCCCUUGACCCAGACAAAGACGAGGAGGAGGAAGAGGAGGAGGAGAGCGAGGACGAGCUGCCGCAGGACAUAUCGCUGGCGGCCGGCGGCGAGUCGCCCGCGCUGGGGCCUGACGCCCUGGAGCCGCCGGCCAAGUUGGCACGCACAGACGCGCGUGGCCUCUUCGUGCAGGCGCUGCCCUCCAGCUAAGCCCGCAGCCUUCCCCGCCCCGC